AUGAAGUAAAUUGUUUGGCAUUCGUACGUUCUCUUCCUUGUCUUCUCUUUUCGUUGAGACUCCUAACUCUGAACCCCACAAUAGCUACAAUCAUCAGCUAGAGACAUAGAUUCUAGGGUUUUCUUACACACUUCAUUCUAAACUAAAUUCGAUUCAAAGCAAAUGGAAGGAGUCAGCAAUGGAGGGAUGUUGUACCAUGAGGUGCAAGAGGCCAAGCUUUGCGCCGUACAUUGCGUCAACACGGUGUUGCAGGGACCCUUCUUCUCCGAAUUUGAUUUGGCAGCGCUCGCUUCCGAUCUUGAUUGCAAGGAGCGCCAGAUGAUGCAAGAGGGCAGCGUUUCCACUGGCGAUUUCCUCUCCGCCGAAUCCCACAACGUCUCCUUGGACGGCGACUUUAGUAUACAGGUCCUACAAAAGGCUUUGGAAGUGUGGGAUUUGCAAGUCAUUCCUCUUAGCAGUCCGGUUGCAGAGCCUGCACAGAUUGAUCCUGAUCUGGAAAAUGCAUUUAUUUGUCACUUGCAUGAUCAUUGGUUUUGUAUAAGGAAAGUGAAUGGAGAGUGGUAUAACUUCGACAGUCUUUAUGCUGCCCCAGAGCACCUGUCCAAGUUUUACCUUGCAGCCUAUCUGGAUUCUCUGAAGAGCAAUGGCUGGAGCAUUUUUUUGGUGAGAGGAAACUUCCCAAAAGAGUUUCUUAUCUCAUCAUCUGAAGCUUCUAAUGGUUAUGGGCAGUGGCUGUCUCCCGAGGAUGCUGAGAGGAUUACCAAAUCAUGUAACCCGGCUUCGGGUUCUCAGAUAAUCAAUUCGACUCAACAGCAUUCGAACCCAGCUGAAGACAUGCUUACAGAAUUUGAAGAUGAAGACUUGAAAGCUGCUAUAGCUGCCAGCUUGAUGGAUUCUUCCCAAACCAAGACUAGUGUUGAAGCUGGCAGAAUUGAAAAUGAUAAUAAAGAAGGGGAAGAAAAAAGUGCAUGAUAGGAAAUUUUAUUUUGAGAUGAUAUUUAUUAGUUGCGACUCUGAUCCAUGCCAGCUAGGAUCUUUAGCCUUUGCAGUUGGCAAUUGACUGAAAUGUGUAGUAUAUACAUUCAUUUUGUACUUUUUGAUCAUACGUUUACCCCAAAUUGACAUCAUAAAAACUCUGUAAGGAACUACCCCCUCAACUAUACCUACCAAAUGGAUGAUUAGCAUUUUUUUUUUC
Messenger RNA from Hevea brasiliensis (rubber tree), 1195 nucleotides. RefSeq names its product ataxin-3 homolog. Gene Ontology annotation, cellular component: nucleus. Gene Ontology annotation, biological process: protein deubiquitination. The transcript is spliced from 2 exons. NCBI's taxonomy places the organism in Eukaryota, Viridiplantae, Streptophyta, Magnoliopsida, Malpighiales, Euphorbiaceae. The coding region runs from base 163 to 972 and encodes 269 amino acids. The record is from RefSeq and is a predicted model, not a curated record. Gene Ontology annotation, molecular function: cysteine-type deubiquitinase activity.